Periophthalmus magnuspinnatus is the source of this 1141-nucleotide messenger RNA. RefSeq names its product group XIIB secretory phospholipase A2-like protein. Gene Ontology annotation, cellular component: extracellular region. The record is from RefSeq and is a predicted model, not a curated record. Lineage: Eukaryota; Metazoa; Chordata; Actinopteri; Gobiiformes; Gobiidae. The transcript is spliced from 4 exons. The coding region runs from base 16 to 684 and encodes 222 amino acids. Gene Ontology annotation, molecular function: calcium ion binding; A2-type glycerophospholipase activity. Gene Ontology annotation, biological process: cholesterol homeostasis; arachidonate secretion; lipid catabolic process.
CUGAGCUGUAGCAGGAUGGUGUGGUGGACUUCUUUCCUGUUGGUGUUGGGUCUCCUCUGUGCCCCCUCUGCUCUGGGACAAGACAAGGCAGAGGGCCAGGCCACAGACCAGGCAUCAGGACAGGCUGGUGGGGCCGGUGCUGGUGGGGCCGGUGCUGGUGGGGCCGGUGCUGGUGGGGAUGAAGCAGAGAAUGAGGAGUGGGGCAUGAAUUCGAUCAGAGGAAGCUUUGAGGCGGUCAGCGGAUACUUUGACUCAAUGUUGGAGUUUAUGGGUGGAAAAGAUGGGGUCUGCCAGUACCGCUGUCGUUAUGGUAAAGAUCCUAUCCCCCGCCCUGACUUUAAAAUGCCUGAGCCUGAUGGAUGCUCCUCUUAUUUCUUUGGUCUUCCUGUGCCAGAUGGGAUGGACGUGGGGAUCCCGGCCAUGACCAAAUGCUGUAACCAGUUGGACAUGUGCUAUGACACUUGCGGCUCAAAUAAAUAUCGCUGUGACUCCAAGUUUCGUUGGUGCCUCCACAGCAUCUGCUCGGACCUCAAGAAGAGCCUGGGAUUUGUGUCAAAAGUCGAAGCGUGUGAGACGGUGGCAGACACUCUGUUCAACACUGUGUGGACUCUUGGUUGCAGACCUUACAUGAACAGUCAAAGGGCAGCAUGCUUCUGUCCCGGGGAGGAGAAGGAUGAACUGUGAAUGAACUAUUUAAUGGACAAAACAACUGUGUCUGACUGUACUACUACUUUUACUUGAGUAAUUUAUUUCAUGGUUUUGUUGUGGUUUUGAUUCAAUAAAAGUAUAUGUAUGACUCUACUUCUUUGUUAAAGAGUAAAUUAAAAGUUACGGCUACGUUUUAGUACUACUUAAAAGGUGCACUAUGUCACUUUUCAGGUGAGAUGUUCAACUGUCCACCACCUGCUUCUCCAUCAUCCAAGCAUUUUAACUGCUAAAAAAACUUGAAAAACUUGCACCUGCUUCUCCAUGGGGAUAGAUAAGUUUAAUGCCAUACUGGGGGACAUUUCAGGUAACAUGUUAAUAUCUCCAUGGAGACAAGGAAGUGACAGACCAUGCAACCAGAUAAGUUACAUAGUGGACCUUUAAAUAUUGAUUAUCAAAUAAUAUGGGCAUAAGGCUUAAUAAAAUGUAAUGCAUG